Acanthoscelides obtectus is the source of this 8272-nucleotide messenger RNA. Lineage: Eukaryota; Metazoa; Arthropoda; Insecta; Coleoptera; Chrysomelidae. The record is from the annotation of a GenBank genome assembly.
AUUUAGUCAAUGUCAAACGCUGAAAAUGUACUCAAUUUAUAAAGAAUACGAACAAAUUACAUAAGAACUCAGAAAAGUUUUUCUGAGAUUGUGACUGACUGUGAUUAAUUUCCAUUUGUCAUCCAUCUCCAUCGCUAAACGUGACGACGUCAGUUUCUUGUCAUUUUGACAGUACUUGACAAGAGAAAAAUCCAAUCAAAACAUUUUUCAUUUGAAAAAUUAUAAAUAGAAACAGAUAAUCGUGGAUUGCAAAAAAUUAUAAUUCCAUUCAAUAAUAUAUGAAUCAUUUCACUAAGCUACUGAGGUCAUUUACAAGGAGGUUAAGUAUGGAUAUGGAAACUAGUGAGGAUUAUUUAUACUAUUCUCAAGAAAAACUACUGAGCCUCAUGGAUUUGAAAAAAGAUAAAAAUUUAGGUAUCCAAGAAUACCUUAAGAAUGUGAAAUACGCACCCAUUGAAGACUUUAAAACGGGUAGGAAUACAAAAUAUGUGUUACCUCUAGACAAGUUCACAGUGAUUUUUCAAUGUAAUGAACUGAUAUAGUAAAAUGUUAAUGAUAUAAAAUGAUUUAUACCAAUAUAUAAUAUAUGAUGUAUAUCCAAUUUACUUGUAUAGUUUCUUCAUUCACUAUUAUGAACCAUUUAUAUUAUAGUGACAUGAGAUUGUAGUCUGGAGUGGUUCAAUGUUACAAAGCCCCUUUCAUUCAAGGAACAUUUGAAAGGCAAAGUGGUAGUGUUGGAUUUCUUCACAUAUUGUUGUAUCAACUGUAUGCAUAUCAUACCUGAUCUGAGAGAGAUAGAAAAUACUUAUUCUAUUGAAGAUGGCUUGGCUGUGGUGGGUGUACACAGUGCGAAAUUCGAAAACGAAAAGAACUCCUCAAACAUCCUAGCUGCAGUACAGCGAUACAACAUUGGACACCCAGUGGUGAACGACCAUAACAGCACCAUGUGGCGCAAUUGCGAUGUGCAAUGUUGGCCUACUAUGGUGUUAUUGGGACCUAACGCCAAUCCGAUCCUCAUGUUGACGGGCGAAGGACACAAGGAGGAUUUGCUGUUGAUUGUCAAGAAUGCAUUGGAGUUUUAUAAGCAACAAGGAAUGAUCUCCAACCAUAAAUUGCCCGUUCAGACUGCAUACCACUUGCUUCCUGACCUCAAAGGGCCCCUGUUAUUCCCAGGGAAAAUUACAAAUGUAGUCGACGAAAAUAACCACGAAAUUCUGGCGGUAUCAGAUACCGGCAACAGUCGAAUCUUGAUCAUGAAGCCAGAUGGAACUAUUUUGAAGCAAAUCGGAGGAAACAGAUUGGGAUUUAAAGAUGGCACCUGUGAGGAAGCAGAGUUCAACAAUCCGCAAGGGCUGGCAUUCCAGAAUAAAGACGUACUCUUUGUGGCCGAUACGGAGAAUCAUGCUAUCAGGAGGAUCAAUUUCAAGAAAAAUAUAGUUGAAACCGUGGCAGGUACCGGUGAACAAGGUCAUGACUAUGAAGGCGGGAAACUGUGGACCAAACAGGAGAUAUCGUCUCCAUGGGACGUUUGUAUUUACAGAACUCCUGGAAAUCCUCCUUUGAAGGAUGUAUUGAUCAUAGCCAUGGCUGGUAUACAUCAAAUAUGGGCGUUGUUUCUGGAAGAUACCGUCUGGUGGAAAUGCAAGUUGCAACCGGCAGGAACUUGCGUCAGGAUCGCAGGAUCCGGGAGGGAGGAGAACAGAAACAACAACUACCCCCAUGCGGCAGCUUUUGCUCAGCCAUCUGGUUUAGCAUUGAGCUUAAAGAACCGGGAAGUUUAUAUUGCAGAUAGUGAGAGUUCCAGCAUACGAAGGUUGUCAUUGGUAGAUGGAAAAGUGACGCCUGUUGUGGGAGGAGACAAGAAUCCAAAUAACUUGUUUGCCUUUGGAGACAAAGAUGGUGCCAUCUAUGAAGCUAAACUUCAACAUGUAUUAGGCGUUGCACUUAGUAGAGAUGAGCAGCAUUUAUUUGUCGCCGAUACGUACAAUCACAAGGUGAAACGUGUUGACGUAACGAAAAAUACAGUAACUUCACUGCCUACCCCUCCAACAACGCGAUCGAAUGACACAACAGAUGGUGCUAUAGCAUUCAAAGAACCCGCUGGACUUUGCGUCAGUGCUGACAACAAACGGGUGUAUGUGGCCGACACCAACAAUCAUGUGAUCAAAACUCUUUAUUUAGAUAGUAAGCUGAACGUCAAUAAGGUGGAGAAGAUGCAUCUUAAAAAACAGGGUCAAGAAACAGAUGGCCCCCAUUUGAAAAAAAUCGGCUACGAAGUUCUAACCAGAAAACCGAUCAAAAUAAGCAAAGACGGUGGCAAAAUAAUCAUAUCAGUCAAAAUCAACCUAGGCAGGAACGUAAAACUCACCGAUGAUACUCCACAAUCAUGGGCUGUGGACUUACCAGACUUCACUUGGUCUGCUGUUCCAAAAAGUGGUAGCGAACUGGACGACAUUGAUGUUGUCAUCAGUGUACCGCCGCAUACGAAUGGUGGUACUAACGAUGUUGAUUUCGUGUUUGAUCUAGUCAUCUGUGGAGCUGAUACGUGUAUCCCGAGAAAGUUCUUGAUGCGAGUACCUGUCGAGUACUCUGAAAAAGGCAGUAUUCAUGUCUCGGAGACAAUCGGGGCGGAAGUUGGACAGGGAAGAAUCAAGAUGUUGUGAAAUAUUUGUAUGGGAUGUGAAGGAAUCAUCAUAAUGAGCGUCUUAUUCUAAAUAAGUUAUCUCUCAGAGAUUGCUAUCAAAAAUACGUUUUCACUUCAGGUAACAUUAGGACAAAGAAGCUAUCUGACUAUUUUAAUGUUUUUAUUUUCGUAUUAUGCAGCAUUUCUUUUUAUUUGGUACAAAUCUCGCACUCAGCUUCAUGCUAAUUUGUCAAUGACAUAUACUUGAAACUACAGAAUAUACAGGGUGGCCCAUCCAUGUGUGGACGGAAUAUUACUCAUACACAAAUACAUUUUGGAAAAAUCUAUUUAUGGCAUGUUAUAUAUGACAUUUGAGGGCACAUUUCUAAAAUAUUGGCAAUUAUACAGGGUGUCCCAAUUUUUACCUACAUAUCAAAGUUGUGAUUUUUUAAAUGGAAUGCCUCAAAUUUUUAUGCAUAUUUGGAUAAACCAAUUCAAAAGAAGAGAUUUAAGAUACUAUGGGGUUUUGGUAAUUAGCUACUGAGAUGUAAGAUGUUUUGACCAGAAAAAGCGUCCACUUCGGCAAUCCCCAAUCCGCCAUUUUGUAUAACAAAACUUACAUACUUCAGCUUUUAUCUUAUUUGAUAGUUUUUCGAAUUUUCAUUUUUGCUCAUACGCAAAUUGUACUUAUUUUCUCAAAAAUUUCAAAUGCAUCACCCUGUAUAUUUGUGCAAGUUUAGAUCCAAUUUUUUAUAAGCUUUUUUUUGUAUAAGGUUGAUUCAGAUAAAAUCACUGGAUUUUGGGUUAUUAAGCUUUUAAUAGAACAACACACCAAAAUUAAGGCAAAAAAUAGCAUCAUCCAUGGAAACAAAAGACAAACAAUGGGCUAGUUCCAUAUUGCCACUAAGAGUACAGAUUUGACGUAAAAACUAAUAACAAUCAGAACAGUAUAAAUUAGCUUCAAGCGUAAUAGAGAAAAACAACUAUAGCAACAUCAUAAACAAACAACUAUCACUACUCAAGACCUAAUCUACAAAAACUGCUCGAAAAUAUCUCCACCGUGUUGAAUACACAGCCGUAGUCUGUGGAUAAAUGACCGUUGCACAUCCCUCAGCAUGUGUUCCCUUAUGUUCAGAAAAGCAUCCUUAAUCCUUUCCUUCAUAUUUUCCAGGGUAGAUGGUGGAUAUCUAUAAACCUCUUGCUGGUGAUCUAGGAGGCCAAGAUAUAGGCCCAUCACGACCGAUCCAACGAUUUGUUACUCUAGGUGUCCAAAUAGUUACGCACACGAUUAUAAUGCGCAGGUGCGCCGUCAUGUUGGAAGUACAUAUGCAUCCGAGUUUGCAGGUUGACAUCCUCCAAAAGCAAAUGUUCGAUCAAAUUCAAGUAUUCUGUACCUGUUAAUCUGUUUUCGAAAAAGAAAGGCCCGAUAACUUGUCUGCCAAUGAGCCAAGUGAAUAAAAUGUAGUGAAUGCUUGUACUAGGGCAUUUAUAAGUGAAUACCUAGGAUCGGGUGAAUAAAAUAUCAAGUAAAUACUUAAGAUCAAGCAUUUACUCCUCUUUGUAGUAAGUACCUAGCUUAUGUAGUAAAACCUCAGUUUUUCCGAGCAUUUACUUAAAAUUGAGUGAAUAAUCGGUAGGUAAAUACUUAUGUUGUUAGUAAAUGCUCAAUAAUUUUUAAGGUAAGUGAAUAGUGUACUUACGGUUGAAGAUGGCAGAUUCCAUGCAUUUACGAGCGGGUAAAACAUAUCGAAAAAGACGGAAUAUUAGCCCUAGUCAGUCAAAAUGUUUGUUAAGGUUUGAUUCAGAACGUGUAGACUUCUUGUGUUCCGAGUUUCUGCCAGAAAAUAAUGAACGCAGAGGCGGAGCACUCUCUGCAAGAACAAAAAUGGAGAUAUUUCUACGCUAUCUAGGCGAUCCAGGCUUUCAGAGCGGAGUAGCAGAAGACUAUGAGAUUCACCGCACUACAGCUUGCAAAACGGUAAGUUUGGUUCUUAAUAAAGUGUGUCAGAAGGCAGAUCACUCGAUUACAUUUCCAACAACUGUCAGUGAACUGAAUGAUGCGAAAGUUAAAUGGCAAUCACGUUUCACAAUUCCUACUGUGAUCGGGGCGUUGGACUGCACUCACGUAAAAAUAAAAAGACCAGGAAGAUUUGUGGACGAGUACGUAAAUCGCAAAGGCUAUACAAGUAUAAAUGUACAAACUACUUGUGAUGCUAGCGAAAAGUUUACAAGUAUAGAUGCACAGUGGUCAGGAAGUGUACACGACGGCAGGAUUUGGAGGCGAAGUAUAGUAAAUGAGGUCUUAUCACAGUUUAAGGGAUCAUUUUGUCUCCUUGGCGAUUCUGGAUAUGGAAUAUCACCAUGGCUUUUAACUCCAUUUAAACCUGCAAUAAACAGACAACAGGAAAGGUUUAACCUAUUACAUUCUCGAGAAAGGGUGACAAUAGAAAGACUAUUCGGACAACUGAAAAUGCGCUUUCCUAUACUCGGCAAUACUGUCAGAGUAUCAAGUGAGAAGGUACCGAAAAUAAUAUUGUGUUGCGCAGUACUGCAUAAUGUAGCAAAAUAUUUGAACGAUGACUUUAACCUAGAAGAAGCCUUUGAAGAUGAACCUUUGGACGAAGUAAUGUAUGAAGACGAGGAAGAUGAUGACAGAAACCCUUUGCGGCGUCUAGGAGUACGAAAACGCGAGGAUAUAAUUGCAGUUUUGAAUUUAUAACAUUUCUGUAGUUUUCUGAAUUAAAUAUACUUUUUAUAUGGAAACGUUUAUUUAUGAGAACUGAAUACAAACAAAAAUAUCAUUUGUCAAAUAGUAAAUAUUGCCCGAGCUCUGUUAAACUGUUCUGGUCGGAAACUGGCUCUUCUACAUUUCCAUGUUUCAAUAAUAAGCUUGUCUUUUUCCUGUUGCAGCCUCGCUGCUGCCAACUGUUGUAAUAGUACAAGGCGUUGCAACUCAGGAGUUGUAAGUUGAGAGGUUUCCUCUGUUUCACCCUCCAGAACACGUUUUCGUCGUUUUACCACAUCAACUUCCUUACGUGGCGCACUUCUAGUCCCGACAUCUGACAGAGAGGGCGCAUUUCGGAUUCCUACAAGCGAUGCUUCUGAUGAGUUGUCCACUGUUACUCCGGCUGAAACGCCUCCAGGAACUUUAGAAAAAACAGGAUUCUCUUCAAUCUGUACGAUUUCCAGAAAUUCACUUUCAAUGGUUUAUUGCAGUUUAUUACAGUUGUGCUAUGGUGACUACUUUGCCAAUGCCUUUACUGUACUCAUCUUUUAUUUCAUUCCAGGCUUUUUCUUUCGCUGCCACCAUCUUCGGCAACAUAGAUUUAUUUAAUACCACUCGGUGGUUUUUUAAUAAAUACACAAAACGCAUCUUACUUUGGGUAUUACUCGCCUCAACUUUACAGAUUUCAUUUUUAUCUGUACUACUUUCUUCUUCGCUACUUGACAUGAUAGCACGACUGAUAAUUAGUAAUUUUGUGUACACAGAGCAUGUGUCGUGUUUACAUUUUUUGCCGCCAUUAGGAAUCCGUAGCACUGGGGCGCGUUCACAUUUACGCCCAAGGCGCGCACCGGAUAUAUAUUUUGUGUUCCAUGUCAGCAUACGCGCAUUGUGAUUGGCUUAAAAUCGCCCCAGGCUAAGAAGUCUCCCAACACUCCGUAAAUGUGAACAUAGCCUUGGCGUAGCGAAGCAAAUACUUAAAUUGUAACUUUUAUAAGUAAAUACUUUGUAGUAAUUACUUCAACUUUUCCAGCAAAUACUACUUAGUAAAAGCAAAUGAUUAUUCUCUCCAAAUUAAGUAUUUACUUUUACUUGGCAGACGUUACUUUACUAAAAAGUAAAUACUUCCUAGUAUUUACUACAUUUUAUUCACUUGGCUCAUAACUCCUCCCCAAACAUUCAAGCUUCAUUUAUUUUGGAAAUCUAUUUGCCUAACGCAGUAAGGGUUUUCCGUAGCAUAAUAGUGCAUGUUAUGCCUGUUGACAACACCUAUGCUGUUAAAAGUUGCCUCAUCGCUAAAAAGAACCUUAUCGAGGAAAGUAUAGUGUCUUCACUCACUUUAUUUAACAUUAUUCUACUAAACUCCAUUCGAGCUGCGAAAUCCUGAGGACGAAGGCCUUGAUGCAAGCAUAGGUGAUAGAGAUGGUGCCUAUGCUUGUGAAUAAUCCUUUGAACAUAAGUUCUGCAUCUAUCAGUUUCGGCUCGAAUUUGCCGUGCACUUAAAUGGGGAUUUUCCUGCAACUUUAAUAGAACCUCCAACUGAUUCGCCUUAUUGGUGAUACUUGGAUUGUUUUUAGAUUUUUUACUAUAUUCCACUGCUCCACUUGAAUAUUUCCGGCCUUGGAUGUCGCACAUUAGGGUACCGUUGCUUAUAAAUGCGAGAUGCAAGGAAACUAUUUCUUUGGUCUUCGUCCAAAACGAACAUCAUAUUCACCAUUUCUUCUUUAGAAAAAGUCAUUUUCAGACACGUUUUUAUUAUAAUGCUUCCAAAGCUAAUUUUGACAGUUUGUAACUAAUUAACAAUUUAUUUGUUUCCAAGGAUGAUGCGAUAUCUUAGGGAAUUAAGACGUCCCAUAAAAGACGUGCUAAUAACCGAAAAAAUAGCCGUAAAAACCCUUAUGUGUCUAGUAUCAAAAAAACUACAAUUUGCGUUUUUAACCACCCUGACUGAGCAAAAAUUAAAAUCCGAAAAAGUAACAAAUAAGAUAAAAGUUGAGGUGUAUAAGUUUCUUUUUUAUACAAAAUUCAGCACUCCAAAUUUCAAUUGGGGGGUUUUUCUAGAUAAAACACCUUAUAUCUCAGUAGCUAAUUACCAAAACCCCAUAGUAUGUUAUAUCAAUUUUCUUCUUUUGAAUUGGUCAUGUAUAACAUCCCAUAAAUAGAUUUUCAAAAAAUGUAUUUGUUUAUGAGUAAUACUCCGUCCACACUUGGAUGGGCCACCCUGUAUAUAGGUAAGAAUUGGGUUGUGGUAUUGGUUUAACAAUACAUAAAAGAGAAAAUCAGCAAAACAUUUAAAUUCAGUGAAUAUUGACUUUUUUUGAUAAUGUAUUUCAUGGUAGCUCAUAAUGUAACAUGUGAUAGGUAUUUUCAAUUAAUCAAGGGCUCCUCUAUACCCUCUAAUAAUGUGCUCGUAUGUUGAUUAUUUCUGUGACUUAAUAUUUAUAGCCGUGCCAUAUGUGUAUAUGACAAUUUCAAUAUUGUAUGCGAAACUUGCUACGGAAACUUUAUCACUAUCUUAUAUAUCAGGUGCCCACAAUCCUAGUAACGUUGAACAUGGUCAAAACAUUUGUGGCAAACUAGCGCAUUAGCGAUACAUUUUUCUAAUAUUUUCGAUUCAUUUUUAAAGGUUGUCUCAGUUGUAUGAAAUGAGUUUGGUCAGUUUUAUAUUAUAUCCGACUUGUAGUGAUCAUACUCAAGUGGUUAGCGAUUAGAUAUUUUCGUUUUAUCUAUUGAACGUUUUUUGGUCAUAUUUUUUGCGUCGGUACCUUGAUUUGUUUAAUUUAAAUAUUACUAUAUAAAGGGCAUUUCAAUUAAGGGUGUAAGAUAAUCAAUGCUUCUUAUAAAACAUGUACAGGUAUAUAGAUGUCAAUAAUUUUUAUAAUAGUUUACCAUAUUAUAAUGCUUUCAUUACUUUUUUAACAAAGCAG